Leguminivora glycinivorella is the source of this 2053-nucleotide messenger RNA. Its product is annotated as potassium voltage-gated channel protein Shaw-like. Gene Ontology annotation, cellular component: voltage-gated potassium channel complex; axon; dendrite membrane. The record is from RefSeq and is a predicted model, not a curated record. Gene Ontology annotation, biological process: protein homooligomerization; potassium ion transmembrane transport. The transcript is spliced from 12 exons. Bases 86 to 2053 code for a protein of 655 amino acids. Gene Ontology annotation, molecular function: delayed rectifier potassium channel activity; protein binding. Lineage: Eukaryota; Metazoa; Arthropoda; Insecta; Lepidoptera; Tortricidae.
ACGUAGUGGAAUAAGUUCACAUUAGUGACGUAGUGAGGCUGUGAAUCGUGUUGUGAUUGUUAUGUGUUUGUGUGCGUGAACCGCCAUGGAUGGCGAGAACCGGAUCAUUCUGAACGUUGGUGGCAUCAGAUACGAGACGUACAAAGCGACAUUAAAAAAGAUCCCAGCCACGCGUUUGUCGCGGCUGACGGAGGCCCUUGCCAACUACGACCCUGUGCUCAAUGAAUACUUCUUUGACCGGCAUCCUGGCGUGUUCGCGCAGGUCCUCAACUAUUACAGGACCGGAAAACUCCAUUACCCCACAAAUGUCUGCGGGCCACUCUUUGAAGAGGAGCUGGAGUUCUGGGGGCUGGACUCCAACCAGGUGGAGCCGUGCUGCUGGUCCACCUACAGCAUACACAGGGACACACAGAACACCCUGGCGAUCCUUGACAAACUGGAUAUCGACAGCGAAAAGCCUUCAGAAGAAGAAAUCGCUCGACUCUUCGGCUAUGAAGAAGCGUAUUUUGCUGGCGAGCUUGGAGCUUGGCAAAGGCUCAAACCCAGGGUCUGGGCUCUGUUUGACGAGCCUUCAAGCUCACCGCCCGCUAAGGUGAUAUCAGCCCUCUCAGUCUUCUUCAUCUGCGUGUCAGUCCUCUGCUUCUGUCUCAAAACGCAUCCUGACCUUCGAGUGCCGAUGGUGUUACCAGUGGAGAACGGUUCGGAGAGCACAGCCAUGGUGGAGAGCCAGCCGUGGCUGGACCACGGGCAGCCGCAUGUCGCGUUCUUCUAUAUCGAGCUGGUGUGCAACGUGUGGUUCACUGUCGAGCUGCUGGUGCGCUCUGUGUUCUCAAAAAGCAAGGUCAGGACCUUCGAGUGGCGAUGGUUCUGCCAGUGGAGAACGGUUCGGAGAGUACAGCCAUGGUGGAGAGCCAGCCGUGGCUCUUUCUAUAUCGAGUUGGUGUGCAACGUGUGGUUCACUGUCGAGCUGCUGGUGCGCUCUGUGAAAUUAGUCCGGCUCUUCAAGUUAACCAGACACAGCCCGGGGCUCAAGAUCCUGGUGCACACAUUCAAAGCGUCAGCCAAGGAGCUGACCCUUCUAGUGUUUUUCCUCGUUCUGGGCAUCGUCAUCUUCGCCAGCCUCGUCUAUUAUGCGGAGAAGUCUCAGGACAACCCAGAGAACCAGUUCAAGUCCAUCCCCCUCGGCCUUUGGUGGGCCAUCGUCACCAUGACAACGGUGGGGUACGGCGACAUGGCCCCCAAGACGUACCUGGGCAUGUUUGUGGGCGCGCUGUGCGCGUUGGCCGGCGUGCUGACCAUCGCGCUGCCCGUGCCCGUCAUUGUGUCCAACUUCUCCAUGUUCUACUCGCACACGCAGGCGCGGUCAAAACUUCCCAAGAAGCGUCGCCGAGUGCUACCCGUGGAGCAGCCUAGGAGAAAACGGGACGUGAUGGCGUCAAACCGGCGGGUAAACGCGGUGAAACACCCCGUCGUGCUGAAGGAGCUACCUCCCGGUGGGAACAAGUUUGGUGUAAACGGUAUGAACAUGAUCAGCCUCGCACUGCAGGGCCCACCGAACAUCCUGACGCGGCCGUCUACGGCGUCUGCGCAGCCGUUGCAAGCACGGGCUCCUAUUGUCGAGAGCCCAAUCGUGAACACUCAAGCCGGCGCGAUAUCCCUAGCAUCACUGCAACCACCCCUGAUGACGGCCCCACCCCUGCAACCGCGCCCCGCCACCACGGGAGCCCUAGACCUCAUGCUACCACUGCAACCAAAACUACUACCAGGAUACCACUUGCAAUCUUCGUUUCUAACCAGCACCCUCUCCACUGUUCGGCCACCUGACAGAGAUACCAAUUCUACCCCAGAUACCUCCUCUAAAGAUGAAUGUAAAAACUUAGAUAGUUCACAGGUUAAAGUAGAUUGUGAAAAUUAUACCCUAGACAAUGAUGUUAGUGAUGUUACUGACAAUUCUAGUAAAGAUGAAAUUAAUUCUAAUGUAAUUGAUGCCAAAACUAUUGAAACUAGUGUAGUGAGUUCAAAUGACGAUAGUCCUAAUAACAAUUCUUAUUAA